CUGGCUAAAGAGAUCAUUCACACAUAUGUUGCAACUGCUCAGUUCUGUUGUAUGUGUAGGAAACAAGACAUGGAAUGUGACUCACAAUUUGAAAAUGGACUGCUUUUGAAUAAGUAUUUUUUGCUGUAUGAGGAACUAUCAUAUGCAAUGUACAGGGAUGACAUCAGUUGGGUCAAGGCUUCCAUCAUAAGCUGGAUCCCAAUCCUAAAGGCAGUCAGAAAGCAUAAGUAUGCAAUGCAGAUGACAACCUUUCUGUGCAAUGUGCACUUCAUUUAUCCCUCAGGCCUA
Pisolithus orientalis is the source of this 288-nucleotide messenger RNA. RefSeq lists its product as uncharacterized. NCBI's taxonomy places the organism in Eukaryota, Fungi, Basidiomycota, Agaricomycetes, Boletales, Pisolithaceae. The record is from RefSeq and is a predicted model, not a curated record. The annotation marks the transcript as partial. The transcript has a single exon.